AUGAACAUCGACAAACCCUCCUCCAACUUCAUCCAGCUGCCCUUCAUGAAGCGGAAAGAGACCGCCGGCAACAGCGGCAACGACAAUGCCGACAAGAAGCAACACAAACUCCCCUUCAUCGGCUUCCUCCCCAACCGCCUGCGCAACCACUUCAUCGCCAUGGUCGGCGAGUUCGUCGGCACCUUCCUCUUCCUCUUCUUCGCCUUCGCCGCCACCCAGGUCGCCAACUCGGCCGCCGCCGCCGUCACCGAUAGCAACGCCGACAGCGAUGGGGCGACGAGCCUGGCGCAGGUGCCGAAUGCUCCCGUGCUGCUGUACAUUGCGUUGGCGUUUGGGUUUAGCUUGGCGGUGAAUGCUUGGGUGUUCUUUCGGAUCUCGGGGGGUCUCUUCAACCCGGCUGUUACGCUCGGUCUGGCCAUGAUCGGAGGCAUCACCUGGGUCCGCGCGGGUCUGGUCUUCAUCGCGGAGAUGCUGGCGGGGAUGUGCGCGGCGGGCGUGGUCGCGGCGCUGUUUCCGGGGCCGAUGGCCGUCAGUACUGAGCUCUCGAGUGAUACGUCGAUUGCUCGGGGGUUGUUCAUCGAAAUGUUCCUCACCGCCGAACUCGUCUUCACCAUCUUCAUGCUGGCGGCCGAGAAGCACAAGGGUACCUUCCUCGCACCCGUCGGCAUCGGCCUUUCGCUGUUCGUCGCGGAGCUCGCGGGUGUCUUCUUCACUGGCGGCUCCCUCAACCCCGCACGCUCCUUCGGCCCCUGCGUCGCUCUGGCCUCGUUCCCGGGCUACCACUGGAUCUACUGGCUUGGCCCCUGCCUCGGCACCUUCCUAGCAGUAGGCCUCUACCGCUUCGUCAAAAUCCUCGAAUACGAAACCGCCAACCCCGGCCAAGACUUCAACGAAAAAGAAGCCGAAGUCUUCGCCUUCGACGAGGACAACGCCGCUACAGGAGCAGACGUCGCGCGUCCCAACGUCGCCACCAAGCCCGACUACAUCGCCGACAGGGAGGGUCUCAGCCCGGCCGCUUCGCGGCUGAACAGCGCGGGUACGGAGAUGAGGGGCAGUAAUGUGGGGGCAGGGAGGGAGGGGAGUGGGCCUUUUGGCGGCGCGGGGGAGAGGGAAAGGGAGAGGGAGGUGGCGGGCAUGCAUCCGGGGUAUGGGUCUGGGGACGCGGCGUAUGCGAGGGGACCGGACGCGGAGACGGGCGCGAUGGGGGGGAGUUAUCGUCCGUCUACUUCUACUUCUGCUGGGGGAAGGGCGCAGGGGGGGCCAGCGCCGCAGCUCAGCGGGCCUGUGCAUUAG
This is a messenger RNA of Saxophila tyrrhenica, 1293 nucleotides long. Its product is annotated as Aquaporin-1. NCBI's taxonomy places the organism in Eukaryota, Fungi, Ascomycota, Dothideomycetes, Mycosphaerellales, Extremaceae. Gene Ontology annotation, cellular component: plasma membrane. The record is from RefSeq and is a predicted model, not a curated record. The transcript has 6 exons. Gene Ontology annotation, molecular function: water channel activity. Gene Ontology annotation, biological process: water transport; transmembrane transport. The coding region runs from base 1 to 1293 and encodes 430 amino acids.